Cryptotermes secundus is the source of this 1580-nucleotide messenger RNA. Its product is annotated as protein LTV1 homolog. The record is from RefSeq and is a predicted model, not a curated record. The transcript has 7 exons. NCBI's taxonomy places the organism in Eukaryota, Metazoa, Arthropoda, Insecta, Blattodea, Kalotermitidae. Gene Ontology annotation, cellular component: nucleus; cytosol; preribosome, small subunit precursor. Bases 1 to 1473 code for a protein of 490 amino acids. Gene Ontology annotation, biological process: ribosomal small subunit export from nucleus; ribosomal small subunit biogenesis.
AUGGAUUCCAUUUCGUCUGCUGAGGCGACGGUCCAGACUGGGAAUAUUUUAGAGUCUGGGAUUGUUUCGGAUGCUGGAGCUGGUUCGGGUGCUGGAAUUUGUUCUGAUGCUGUAGUUAAUUCGGGCGCUGGAGUUGUUUCGGGUGCUGGAGUUAAUUCGGGCGGUGGAGUUGUUUCGAGUGCUCGAAUUUGUUCUAAUGCUGGAGUUAAUUCGGGCGCUGGGGCUUCAGAUGCUGCAAAGAGAAAGGAGGAACAGAAGAAAUAUGGUAUAUAUUUUGAUGAUGAUUAUGACUACCUGCAACACUUACGUGAUGUCAGCUGUACAACUGUUGAUUGGGAACCUGUUGAACAAUUAUCCAGCCGGACUACCAAUUUGAAGUUGCCUUCAUCUGUGUUUGCAUCAAAAGUAGAAGAAGAUAUUGGCCUUCUCAAUAGGGCAGCACCUCAUUCAGGUCCACGUUUGGAUCUGGAUCCCGAUGUAGUUGCUGCAAUGGAUGAGGAUUUUGACUUUGAAGACCCAGGCAAUGAACUUGAAGAUAAUUUCAUUGAAUUGGCCAAUGCAGAAGGUAGUGGUCGUGAGAUGGAUUCACGUGAUGAUGAUGAUGAUGAUGAUGAUAUGAGUAAUGGAAACAAAUCUGAAGAUGAUGAAUUAGGCAGUCUGUGUGGACCACAAUAUACAUUUGCAGAUGAGGAGACAAAAUCGCGCUUCACCAACUACUCAAUGUCAAGUUCUGUAAUAAGGAGGAAUGAACAUUUAACACUACUUGAUGAUCGUUUUGAAAAGAUGUUUACAAAUUGUUAUGGAGAUACUGACAUUGGUGCUUUGGAAUGUGAGGAAAUCGAAGGUCAUAUAGCACCUGAUUCAGAAGUGAUGAUCCAGUAUGCUGAAAAAAUGAAAGAAGAAUGCAGACUUAAUCAACCACUGUUAGAACGUAAGAGUGACUCUCAGGCCCAAUGCAGUGGGUGGCUUUGUGAGGAAAACACAGAUGAAGAGAAUGACAAUCUGGUGCCAUUAGAAAUACAAGACUCGAAGCAACAUUGGGAUUGUGAAUCUAUUGUGUCCACGUAUUCAAAUCUUUACAAUCGACCAAAACUUAUUACUGAACCAGUGGUGCAAAAGAAGAUACGUAUAUCAAAGAAAACAGGAAUUCCUCUUGAAGUACUAGAUGGCAUUAAUGGACAUACGAAAUUGACAGCACGUGCUCUACUUAGACACAGCACUGAUGAAGAUAGAAAUCCCUGUAGUGACGAUGGAACAGAAUCAAUGGUUUCAGCCCUAUCUGUACUGUCUAUGCGCCCUAAAGAUGAAACACCAGAGGAACGCUCUGAAAGGAAAAGAGCCCUCCGACAGUACAGGAAGGAAAGAAGAAUGGAACGGAAAGCAAACAUCCUAGCUUUUAAAGAAGAAAAGAAGAGGCAAGAGAAAGUUAUGCUAAAUAACAGGAAAAAUAUCCAUGGCAUCCACAUUUUGUGAAAUAUAACAUCAUGCUUUCAAGGGACUGUGUGUCAGUUUAUAAACUUUAUGCACACCUGAUUAGAUUGGUGUAUUCUGUAAGAAGUAAAGGUAAAAAGAUAAACUUA